This is a messenger RNA of Fonsecaea pedrosoi CBS 271.37, 1089 nucleotides long. RefSeq lists its product as uncharacterized. The transcript has a single exon. Bases 1 to 1089 code for a protein of 362 amino acids. NCBI's taxonomy places the organism in Eukaryota, Fungi, Ascomycota, Eurotiomycetes, Chaetothyriales, Herpotrichiellaceae. The record is from RefSeq and is a predicted model, not a curated record.
AUGGAAUUGGACGCACAAAUCUAUGAAUCCAAUUUCUACCAAGAGCUAGCUAUCCGGGGGGAAAUACACAUGGACCGUCGAGAGCCUCCUCGCAGGAAUGUUCAACUGGAAAGGAGACAAGCCGAGGACAGUGUGGUGCCGACAACAUUGGCCGAACCUACCUCUGUCUCGACAUCUUUAUCUCCAUCUUCAUCUUCCUCCUCAUCUUCAUCUCCGGAGCCUACCACCACCUCUUCGGCCGACCGGACGUCGGUUAACAGCACAGAAACCAAGACUUCUGUGUCCUCAUCAAGCGCUUCGACGUUGGCCACACCCAGCGUUACAGUUGUCACUACACCAUUACCAACACCCUUUGAUACCUCUGUAGGCAGCAACUUCACCAGCUCGGCCUGUCCCGAUUUUUUUAGCAGCUUCCUCAACAACUCGACGUUUCAGUCCUGCGUGCCUGUGUCCCUCCUCCUGCAGAAUUCCAAUUCAUUCUUCCGUGCCCAACGAUCGGUCACACUCCUCACGCAGACUCUGGAUGCAGCGUGCAAUGCGCCUUUAGCGAUCUGCUCGCCCUUGCUGAGCAAUCUGGCGUCACAGUUGAUCGACCACGCAAACUGCGGCGAAGACUACAAGCGGCAGAACCCCCUCGUCUCGCAAGCCUAUGCGGGAUUCCUCGCCUACGAGCCGGUCUAUCGGGCAACAUGUCUGAAGGACCAGAGUACGGGAGGUUACUGUUUCAGCGAAGCCAUCACUAACGCAUCCAACCCGGCCGAUUUCUAUCCGUACUAUACGGCUGUGGGGCUGUCGAUGCCAGAAACGGCGCGACCCAGUUGUAGCCAAUGUCUCAAGAAGACCAUGGAGAUCUUUGCUGGGUACGCGACGAACGCGGUACAGCCCCUGGCCAAGACGUACUUGCCGUGCGCGAACCAGGUGGACAAGAGCUGUGGGAGCGGCUUUGUGGACACCCAAGUCAAAGUUGGCACGGUGACGAGUUCGAACGCGGCGGUCGGGGGACGGGGACGAGAGGCGAUACCGAGCUCAUCGCUAUUGGUUAUUACGGCAAUGGUGGUGGUUUCACUGGUCGGCGGCACCUUGAAUUGA